CACCACCCCACCCCCCGCAAUGCGCAUCAGGCAUCUCGCACUCGCCACACUCCUCCCCCUCGCGCCCCUCGCGGCCGCGUGGUCGUGCAACGACGUGUCGGCCAACAACAUCAAAUACGACCUCUCGCCCCUCGGCUCGCGGCGCGAGGCGAGCCGCGAGACCGACUCGCCGCCGACAAAGAACGAGGUGCGCGCGCAGCUCGAUAUCUGCGGGUUGUUGGGCAAGGCGGAUGGCGUGGCGGACGAGGACCAGUGCCCAGAAAACACGCGCGUCUGCCUCACGCUCCACAAUCACAAGGAGUCGGCGGGGGACAAGGACCGCGUGACGGGCGUGAUUCCACUGUGGACGGACCAAACGCUCGACAGCGAUAUCAGAGCGUAUCCGCAGGGUAACGGCGGCCAGGGCGGAGUCGUGAUUAAGGUCAAGGCGCCGGAUUAUGCCAACACGGCCCAAGCCCUCACGCUCACGCUCAAGUGCGACCCCUCGGCAACGGACCCGAACCCCACCCUCGACUCGUACACCGACGGCGAGCUCAAGCUGACCUGGUCGACGCCCGACGCGUGCCCCAAGUCGUCGUCGUCCGGCGGUGGCGGCGGCGGCGGCUUCUUCUCGGGCCUGUGGUACCUCAUCAAGUUUGUCUUCUGGCUCGGCCUCUUCGGCCUCGUCGCAUACUUUGUCAUCGGCGUCAUCUACAACCACCAGACGUACUCGGCGCGCGGGUGGGACCUGGUCCCGCACCGCGACUUCUGGCGCGAGCUGCCUGGCCUCACCCAGGAUCUGGGCGGGCACGUGUUUGGUGGACGGGGUGGCGGGCGGGGCGGGUACAGUUCGCUGGGUUAG
Vanrija pseudolonga is the source of this 841-nucleotide messenger RNA. It is a transcript of the gene ATG27, whose product is annotated as Autophagy-related protein 27. NCBI's taxonomy places the organism in Eukaryota, Fungi, Basidiomycota, Tremellomycetes, Trichosporonales, Trichosporonaceae. The record is from RefSeq and is a predicted model, not a curated record. The coding region runs from base 20 to 841 and encodes 273 amino acids. The transcript has 3 exons.